Molecule: messenger RNA, 324 nt
Organism: Striga asiatica
Lineage: Eukaryota; Viridiplantae; Streptophyta; Magnoliopsida; Lamiales; Orobanchaceae
Source: the annotation of a GenBank genome assembly
AUGGGAUUCACACGACUAACUCCAUUAUACUUACGCUUCAGAAAACGGCUAAGCACUUUAAUAGCAAACUUUUGCAAUUGUGGUGUAUGUGAACCGAACAAACCCCACCAAUCUGCCGGGUGUAAUUUAUCCCUCAUCCUAAUUGCUAAAUCCUUCCCAAACAGCCCUUCCGCCCUUUGGUACACACAGACUUGGGAAGUGAUUUUCUCUUGCUCGUCAAGAUCCAAAACCAAUUUCUCGACAGAAUCAAGAAAACCGUUUGCCACAUCACUAGGAACAUCAAUGCCAUAUUUGUAUGUGGAAAAGAACACCGGAUUCAAAUAA